Molecule: messenger RNA, 987 nt
Organism: Rhodofomes roseus
Lineage: Eukaryota; Fungi; Basidiomycota; Agaricomycetes; Polyporales; Fomitopsidaceae
Product: rab-type small GTP-binding protein
Exons: 6
Coding region: 188-817 (209 amino acids)
Biological process (GO): protein localization to plasma membrane; protein secretion; regulation of exocytosis
Cellular component (GO): plasma membrane; endosome
Molecular function (GO): GTPase activity; GTP binding
Source: RefSeq, a predicted model, not a curated record
UGACCGCGUCACGGCGUGACCCGCGUCGCAGCCCGUCGCGGUGCCUCGGCACGUGUGGGGAUUCUCCACCGUGCCAUAGCGUCGUCCACGCUGCCCCAGCCUGCCCCAUCCUGUACUCUCCGGUGAGCAGCAAGUCCUUCUCUGGCGCCCCGCUCGUUGGCUCACGACCGCCCACUGCUUUCAGACCAUGCCGCCUCCUCACUAUGACUUCCUAAUCAAGCUGCUACUCAUCGGCGACUCAGGUGUCGGGAAGUCAUGUCUCUUGCUACGAUUCUGUGACGACGCAUGGACGCCCUCCUUCAUCACAACCAUUGGCAUUGACUUCAAGAUUCGCACAAUCGAACUCGACGGCAAGCGCAUCAAGCUCCAGAUUUGGGACACGGCUGGUCAGGAGCGAUUCCGGACCAUCACUACCGCGUACUAUCGCGGGGCAAUGGGUAUCCUGUUGGUGUAUGAUGUAACAGACGAGCGAUCAUUCAACAACAUCCGCACAUGGCACGCAAACAUCGAGCAGCACGCCUCCGAGGGCGUGAACAAGAUCCUCAUCGGGAACAAGUCGGACUGGACGGACAAGCGUGCCGUUACAGAGGAGCAGGGGCGCGAGCUCGCAGAUGAGCUCGGCAUCAAGUUCAUGGAGACCUCCGCGAAGGUCAACGAUGGCGUCGAGGAGGCGUUCUUCACUCUGGCGAGGGACAUCAAGGCACGGCUCAUCGACUCACAACCGGAAGCUGCGGGCGCUGCGAGCGGCGCCCCUGGCUCGGACGGCGCAGUCAAGGUCAACCAACCCGCAAACCAAACCGCCGGAGGCUGCUGCUAGGCGCCUCCACCCAUUAGACGUUGCAUACCUGUACCUCUCACCAGUGUUGUCAUGGAUGUCCCCUCAGAUGGUCUCGCCGUCGUUAUUUAUAUCCGUGUAAUGUGGUCGCGCUCCUGACCUGUUUCUCUACCAUUGCUGACAGCAAUCCACUUCAUAUAUGCCCUCUUCCU